Molecule: messenger RNA, 5062 nt
Organism: Drosophila sechellia
Lineage: Eukaryota; Metazoa; Arthropoda; Insecta; Diptera; Drosophilidae
Gene: Polr1A
Product: RNA polymerase I subunit RpI1
Exons: 10
Coding region: 85-5013 (1642 amino acids)
Biological process (GO): DNA-templated transcription
Cellular component (GO): RNA polymerase I complex
Molecular function (GO): DNA binding
Source: RefSeq, a predicted model, not a curated record
CCUCUAAUAGCCACACACGUGCUCGGCUGUUGGGCUCAUCUUUUACUCGAGUUUUUAUAGGAAUCGUGGCUUAAGUAAGGCAAAAUGGGUUCGAAACGCGCGAUGGACGUGCACAUGUUCCCCUCGGACCUGGAAUUCGCCGUGUUCACGGACCAGGAGAUCCGCAAACUGAGCGUGGUAAAGGUGAUAACUGGCAUCACGUUCGAUGCACUGGGACACGCGAUACCCGGUGGUCUAUACGACAUCCGAAUGGGCUCCUACGGCCGAUGCAUGGAUCCCUGUGGGACGUGUCUUAAGUUGCAGGACUGUCCGGGCCAUAUGGGCCACAUAGAGCUAGGCACGCCCGUCUACAAUCCCUUCUUCAUUAAGUUCGUGCAGCGACUUCUCUGCAUAUUCUGUUUGCACUGCUACAAGCUCCAGAUGAAGGAUCACGAACGUGAGAUAAUUAUGUUACAGCUGCGCCUAAUCGACGCGGGCUACAUCAUCGAAGCGCAGGAGUUGGAACUCUUUAAAUCAGAAACUGUGUGCCAAAACACCGACAAUCUGGUGGCCAUCAAAAACGGCGAUAUGGUGCACCCACACAUUGCUGCCAUGUAUAGUCUGCUGGAAAAGAAUGAGAAGAACUCCAGCAACUCCACUAAGACGAGUUGCUCACUGCGCACGGCCAUUACGCAUUCGGCACUGCAGCGACUGGGCAAGAAGUGCAGGCACUGUAACAAGUCUAUGCGUUUCGUGCGUUAUAUGCAUCGUAGGCUGGUAUUCUACGUGACCUUGGCAGAUAUUAAAGAACGCGUUGGCACGGGCGCAGAAGCCGGUGGUCAGAAUAAAGUUAUCUUCGCUGACGAAUGCCGUCGUUAUCUGCGCCAGAUAUACGCAAAUUACCCUGAACUAUUAAAGCUGCUAGUGCCUGUCUUAGGGCUAAGCAACACGGAAUUCACUCAGGGCGAUCGUUCGCCGGUGGAUCUGUUCUUCAUGGACACGCUUCCGGUGACGCCGCCGCGCGCUCGACCACUGAACAUGGUCGGUGACAUGCUAAAGGGAAAUCCCCAAACGGACAUCUACAUUAACAUCAUUGAAAACAACCAUGUAUUGAAUGUGGUACUGAAGUACAUGAAGGGCGGCCAGGAGAAGCUCACAGAAGAGGCUAAGGCCGCCUAUCAAACACUAAAGGGUGAAACAGCCCAUGAGAAAUUGUAUGCGGCUUGGUUGGCUCUUCAAAUGUCAGUGGAUGUGCUCCUCGAUGUGAAUAUGUCCCGAGAAAUGAAAUCUGGUGAAGGUCUGAAGCAAAUCAUUGAAAAGAAGAGUGGUCUCAUUCGAAGCCAUAUGAUGGGCAAACGUGUUAACUACGCCGCUCGGACUGUCAUUACGCCGGAUCCCAAUAUAAAUGUGGAUGAGAUUGGCAUUCCUGAUAUUUUCGCGAAGAAGCUGUCGUACCCCGUGCCCGUGACCGAAUGGAAUGUUACAGAGCUGCGCAAAAUGGUUAUGAACGGUCCGGACGUGCAUCCCGGGGCGAAUUAUAUACAGGACAAGAACGGAUUCACCACAUAUAUACCGGCGGACAACGCCUCCAAGCGUGAGAGUUUGGCCAAGCUACUUUUGUCGAAUCCCAAGGAUGGCAUUAAGAUCGUUCAUCGGCAUGUUCUCAAUGGCGACGUCCUACUGCUUAACCGACAGCCUUCGCUGCAUAAGCCAUCGAUUAUGGGUCACAAGGCUCGCAUUUUGCAUGGUGAGAAAACUUUUCGUCUGCACUACUCAAACUGCAAGGCGUACAACGCCGAUUUCGAUGGUGAUGAAAUGAAUGCCCACUAUCCGCAGAGUGAGGUGGCGAGGGCGGAGGCUUACAACCUAGUAAAUGUGGCCAGCAACUAUUUGGUGCCCAAGGACGGCACACCGUUGGGUGGUCUCAUUCAGGAUCACGUGAUUUCGGGUGUAAAGCUGUCGAUUCGUGGACGAUUCUUCAAUCGCGAAGACUACCAGCAAUUGGUGUUCCAGGGACUAUCUCAACUUAAAAAGGAUAUCAAGCUGCUGCCACCGACUAUUUUAAAGCCAGCUGUGCUUUGGUCUGGAAAGCAGAUCUUGUCCACCAUUAUCAUCAACAUAAUUCCCGAGGGAUACGAAAGAAUUAAUCUGGAUUCAUUUGCCAAGAUUGCUGGAAAGAAUUGGAACGUGUCCCGUCCACGACCGGCCAUUUGUGGUACAAAUCCAGAAGGAAACGAGCUAAGCGAAAGCCAAGUGCAAAUAAGAAACGGAGAACUGCUUGUUGGUGUUCUGGAUAAACAGCAGUAUGGGGCCACCACGUAUGGAUUGAUUCACUGCAUGUAUGAGCUAUACGGCGGCGAUGUGUCAACUCUGCUGCUUACCGCUUUCACGAAAGUAUUUACCUUCUUCCUGCAACUAGAAGGUUUUACUUUGGGUGUCAAAGAUAUUCUGGUUACCGACGUAGCAGAUCGUAAGAGAAGGAAGAUUAUUCGCGAGUGUCGCAAUGUGGGAAACAGUGCAGUAGCUGCUGCUCUAGAAUUGGAAGAUGAGCCGCCGCACGAUGAGCUGGUUGAGAAAAUGGAAGCGGCAUAUGUAAAGGAUUCGAAGUUCCGAGUGCUUUUGGAUCGUAAAUACAAAUCAGUCUUGGAUAGCUACACAAAUGACAUUAAUAGUACUUGUCUGCCCAGAGGACUGAUUACCAAGUUUCCAUCAAACAAUCUGCAAUUGAUGGUUUUAUCUGGUGCCAAGGGAUCCAUGGUGAACACAAUGCAAAUCUCCUGUCUGCUCGGACAAAUUGAGUUAGAAGGAAAGCGACCGCCUUUGAUGAUAUCCGGCAAGUCUCUACCCAGCUUUACUUCCUUCGAAACCUCGCCCAAGUCUGGAGGUUUUAUCGAUGGACGUUUUAUGACCGGCAUUCAGCCGCAGGACUUCUUCUUCCAUUGCAUGGCUGGUCGUGAAGGUCUCAUUGAUACUGCUGUAAAAACAUCGCGUUCCGGUUAUCUUCAGCGCUGUCUUAUUAAACAUCUGGAGGGCCUAAGUGUUCAUUAUGAUCUCACUGUACGCGAUAGUGACAAUAGUGUGGUUCAGUUCCUAUAUGGCGAGGAUGGCUUAGACAUUCUAAAGUCCAAGUUUUUCAACGAUAAGUUCUGCGCUGACUUCCUUACACAGAACGCCACGGCAAUUCUACGCCCUACUCAUCUUCAAUUGAUGAAGGAUGAGGAACAGCUAGCCAAGGUCCAGCGCCACGAAAAGCAUAUCCGCAGCUGGCAGAAGAAAAAGCCAGCUAAGCUACGUGCCGCCUUCACUCAUUUCUCCGAGGAGCUCCGCGAGGAGGUGGAGGUGAAGCGACCCAAUGAGAUUAAUAGCAAAACAGGUCGUCGGCGCUUUGAUGAGGGCCUCCUAAAAUUAUGGAAAAAGGCCGAUGCAGAGGACAAGGCUUUAUACCGCAAGAAGUACGCCCGUUGUCCAGAUCCCGCGGUAGCUGUAUACAAGCAGGAUCUUUACUAUGGCAGUGUGUCAGAAAGAACGAGCAAACUCAUUACCGAUUAUGCCAAGAGGAAGCCAGCACUGAAGGAGACUAUAGCCGAUAUUAUGCGAGUUAAGACAAUUAAGUCGUUAGCGGCUCCAGGUGAACCAGUAGGUCUGAUAGCAGCCCAAUCGAUAGGAGAACCCUCGACUCAGAUGACAUUGAACACUUUCCAUUUUGCGGGUCGUGGUGAGAUGAACGUGACUCUGGGUAUUCCUCGACUCCGAGAAAUCCUCAUGCUGGCCUCAUCAAACAUCAAAACGCCGUCUAUGGAUAUACCCAUAAAGCCUGGUCAGCAACAUCAGGCGGAAAAGCUGCGCAUAAAUCUGAAUUCAGUGACGUUGGCAAACCUUUUGGAAUACGUCAACGUUAGCACUGGUUUGACUCUGGACCCGGAGCGAUCCUAUGAGUAUGAUAUGCGCUUCCAAUUCCUGCCCAGAGAGGUCUAUAAGGAGGACUAUGGUGUGCGACCCAAACAUAUAAUCAAAUAUAUGCACCAGACCUUUUUUAAACAACUGAUUCGCGCCAUCUUGAAGGUUUCCAAUGCAUCUAAGACAACGAAAAUAGUUGUAAUAGACGACAAAAAGGACGCUGAAAAAGAUGAGGAUAACGAUUUGGACAACGCCGAUGAAGUGGGCCGUUCUAAGGGCAAGGCUAAUGAUGAUGAUUCAUCAGACGAUAACGACGAUGACGAUGCAACUGGAGUAAAGCUUAAGCAACGCAAAACAGAUGAGAAGGACUACGACGACCCAGAUGACGUCGAGGAACUCCAUGAUGCUAAUGACGAUGACGACGAGGCGGAGGAUGAGGACGACGAGGAAAAGGGUCAGGAUGGUAAUGAUAAUGAUGGCGAUGACAAAGCGGUGGAGAGGUUGCUGAGCAACGAUAUGGUCAAAGGGUACUCCUACGACAAGGAGAAUCAUUUGUGGUGCCAGGUCAAGUUGAAUCUGAGUGUGCGGUACCAGAAGCCCGAUCUUACCUCCAUCAUCCGGGAGUUGGCGGGCAAGAGUGUGGUCCACCAGGUGCAGCACAUCAAGCGGGCCAUUAUCUACAAGGGCACCGAUGAUGAACAGCUCCUCAAGACCGACGGCAUCAACAUUGGCGAGAUGUUCCAGCACAACAAGAUUCUUGAUCUGAACCGCCUUUAUUCCAACGACAUCCACGCGAUUGCCAGGACGUACGGCAUCGAAGCAGCGUCUCAAGUGAUCGUUAAGGAAGUGAGCAAUGUGUUCAAGGUCUAUGGAAUUACUGUGGAUCGCCGCCACCUGUCGCUCAUUGCCGAUUACAUGACCUUCGACGGCACCUUCCAGCCGUUGUCGCGCAAGGGCAUGGAGCACUCCUCGUCGCCCCUGCAGCAGAUGUCCUUCGAGUCCAGCUUGCAGUUCCUCAAGAGCGCCGCUGGAUUCGGCAGAUCGGAUGAGCUUAGCUCGCCGUCGAGUCGGUUGAUGGUUGGACUCCCGGUUCGGAAUGGUACUGGUGCCUUUGAGUUGCUGACGAAAAUUUGUUAAUUUGUUUAAAUAUAAAUUAAAAUUUUUUUAAAUAAACAUACAUUUAACG